AUGAACGCAACAUUUGUGAUUGUUGGAGGUGGUAUUGCCGGUGUCACAUGUGCCGAGAGUAUUUCUUUUCUUGCACCGGAAGAAAAGAUAAUUUUAAUAACAGCGAGUUCAUUAAUCAAAGCAAUUACCAAUAUUGUUCCUUUGGCUAAAACUGUUUUUCAAUUUGACGUCGAGGAACGUGAUACAACAUUAUUUUCACAAGAACACAAUUCAAUAACUGUCAUUCAUGAUAUUGUCAUCGAAGUAAAUGCAAAAGAGAAAUAUUUAAAAACCACAACCGGUAAGAUUAUAAAUUAUCAAAAACUUUGUCUUUGCACUGGUGCAAGUCCAAAAAUAAUUGCUGAAAAUAAUCCCUAUGUAAUUGGUAUUCGUGAUACUGAAUCGGUUGGUAAUUUUUUGGAGAAAAUAAAAAAUGCUAGGAGAAUUAUCAUUGUUGGUAAUGGUGGUAUUGCAACGGAACUUGUUUAUAAAAUACGUGGAAUUGAAGUUGUUUGGGUGAUUAAGGAUAAACAUAUUUCAGCAACAUUUGUCGAUCCUGGAGCAGCAAAAUUUUUUCACGAACGUUUAGAAAAUAAAUCAAAUGAAGAAACAAUUGUUGAGAAAAAUUAUUGUUUUAAAAGAGCACGAUAUACAACAGCUAAUAAUGAAAAAUCAAUAAAUAUUGGUCCAGCACUUGGUCCAGAUUGGCAUAAUUUUAAAUUAACAAAUAUCCCCUCAUUGCCAAAUGAAAUUCAAAUUAAAUAUGAAUGUGAAAUAUUGAGAAUUAAAAAUUGUAAUGAUAAUUGGCCGGUGAUUGUUGAACUAUCAAAUGGAGAAAUAAUUGAAUGUGAUCUUGUAAUUUCUGCCACGGGAGUAAUACCAAAUGCAAAUCUAUUAGGAUUGGAGGAUUUGAAAAAAGGUGAAGACGGUGGUUAUUUAGUUGAUUGGAAAUUAAUGACAUCAAUGGAGGAUAUUUUUGCAGCUGGCGAUGUUUGUUCGGCAAAUUGGGAUUUAGCGACACAUUGGUUUCAAAUGCGUUUAUGGACACAGGCACAUCAAAUGGGACAAUAUGCGGCAAAAUCAAUGAUUUCAAUAAUGCGUAAUGAAAAAUUUUAUCAAGAUUUUUGCUUUGAAUUGUUUGCACACGUUACAAAAUUUUUUGAUUAUAAAGUUGUACUUCUUGGACUUUAUAAUGGUCAAACUUUAAAUCAAAAUUAUGAAAUUCUAUUGCGAAUGACAAAGAAUCAGGAAUAUGUGAAAUUGAUUUUAAAAGAUGGAAAAAUGCAAGGCGCUGUUCUUAUUGGGGAAACUGAUUUAGAAGAAAUGUGCGAAAAUCUUAUACUCAAUCAAUUGGAUCUUAGUAUUUAUGGUGAAGAUUUACUCAAUCCGGACAUUGAUAUUGAAGAUUAUUUCGAUUAAUUAGAUUUGGAUUACGUUUUUUUUUUUAAUUAUACAAGUUUAAAUAAAAGAAGAAAAAAAGUAUAA
This is a messenger RNA of Leptopilina boulardi, 1464 nucleotides long. It is a transcript of the gene Pyroxd1, whose product is annotated as pyridine nucleotide-disulfide oxidoreductase domain-containing protein 1. The coding region runs from base 1 to 1398 and encodes 465 amino acids. The transcript has a single exon. The record is from RefSeq and is a predicted model, not a curated record. NCBI's taxonomy places the organism in Eukaryota, Metazoa, Arthropoda, Insecta, Hymenoptera, Figitidae. Gene Ontology annotation, molecular function: flavin adenine dinucleotide binding; oxidoreductase activity.